AUGGCCCCGCCGGCCACACUCUUCUGGACGUCUUCUGAUGUUUACAGGCCCUGGGUCCUCCAGCAGGCCGGGACUGCUGCCCACCCCCAGCCGCACCAGGGCCGCCAAGGUGAGGCUGGUGCCAACAUCAUCGAGGUCUCUAAGGAGGCCCGGAAGCGGUUCCUGGGCCCACUGCACCCCUCUUUCAAUCUGGUGAAGACCAUCCGAAACUGCCUGCUGAAGACAUUGCCCGCCGACAGCUAUGAGCAGGCCAAUGGACGCCUGGGCAUCUCCCUGACCCGCGUCUCGGACGGGGAGAAUGUCAUCAUAUCCCACUUCACCUCCAAGGAGGAGCUCAUCCAGGCCAAUGUCUGCAGCACCUUCAUCCCUGUCUACUGCGGCCUCAUCCCUCCCUCCCUCCAGGGCGUGCGGUACGUGGACGGUGGUAUCUCAGACAACCUGCCACUGUACGAGCUCAAGAACACCAUCACCGUUUCCCCCUUCUCGGGUGAGAGUGACAUCUGCCCGCAGGACAGCUCCACCAACAUCCACGAGCUGCGGGUCACCAACACCAGCAUCCAGUUCAACAUGCGUAACCUCUACCGCCUCUCCAAGGCCCUCUUCCCGCCAGAGCCCUUGGUGCUGCGCGAGAUGUGCAAGCAGGGCUACAGGGACGCGCUCCGCUUCCUGCGGCGCAACGGCCUCCUGAACCGGCCCAACCCACUGAUGGCGCUGCCCCCCACCCAGCCCCAUGCCCCCGAGGAUGAGGAUGCCGAAGAGGCCUUGGUGGCCUCGGGAAGGGCCCGAGUGGAGACCCAGCUGCAGCCGCCAGGGGAGGAUUAUAUCCUGGAGCACCUGCCCGCCAGGGUCAAUGAAGCCCUGCUGGAGGCCUGCGUGGAGCCCAAGGACCUGUUGACUACCUUCUCCAACAUGUUACCUGUGCGCUUGGCCACGGCCAUGAUGGUGCCCUACACGCUGCCGCUGGAGAGCGCUGUGUCCUUCACCAUCCGCUUGCUGGAGUGGCUACCCGAUGUCCCUGAGGACAUCCGCUGGAUGAAGGAGCAGACGGGCAGUAUCUGCCAGUACUUGGUGAUGCGUGCCAAGAGAAAGCUGGGUGGCCGCCUGUCCGCCAGGCUGUCGGAGCAGAUGGAGCUGCGCCGCGCCAAGUCUCUGCCCUCUGUGCCACUGUCCUGCGCCACCUACGGCGAGGUGCUGCCCGGCUGGAUGCGCAACAACCUCUCGCUUGGGGACGCUCUGGCCAAGUGGGAGGAGUGCCAGCGCCAGCUGCUACUGGGCCUCUUCUGCUCCAACGUGGCCUUCCCGCCUGACGCCCUGCGCAUGCACACACCUGCCCGCCCCACCGCCGCGUCCCCACCGCAGCACCCACCCGGCCUGCCCCCGUGCUGA
Messenger RNA from Orycteropus afer afer, 1386 nucleotides. RefSeq names its product patatin like phospholipase domain containing 2 (gene PNPLA2). Gene Ontology annotation, biological process: triglyceride catabolic process; lipid homeostasis. Bases 1 to 1386 code for a protein of 461 amino acids. Gene Ontology annotation, cellular component: membrane; lipid droplet; cytoplasm. The record is from RefSeq and is a predicted model, not a curated record. Lineage: Eukaryota; Metazoa; Chordata; Mammalia; Tubulidentata; Orycteropodidae. Gene Ontology annotation, molecular function: triacylglycerol lipase activity. The transcript has 9 exons.